Racocetra fulgida is the source of this 209-nucleotide messenger RNA. The record is from the annotation of a GenBank genome assembly. NCBI's taxonomy places the organism in Eukaryota, Fungi, Glomeromycota, Glomeromycetes, Diversisporales, Gigasporaceae.
AAUAUUAUCCUUUAUUAGAAGUCAAAGAAAAGAAUGCAUUUGCUAACUUAUCCAAAGAUAUUUGUAUCUCUAUUGACAAUUUGAAUUCCUAUACUUAUAAAUUAAUUACCACUAAUGCUAGUCCACAAGAUGAUAAUCAAGUUCAUAAACAAGAAUCUGUUAUAAUUAAUUCAAAUAAAUUUCUACUGAAUUCUGUCAAUAAUAAUUAA